Molecule: messenger RNA, 477 nt
Organism: Laetiporus sulphureus 93-53
Lineage: Eukaryota; Fungi; Basidiomycota; Agaricomycetes; Polyporales; Laetiporaceae
Exons: 4
Coding region: 1-477 (158 amino acids)
Source: RefSeq, a predicted model, not a curated record
AUGUCAUAUUUGGUGCGACAUUUGCAAGCAGCGACAGGGAAGCCAUUCAACCCUAAGAAUCAGUGUAUUCGCUGUCUGGCACAUAUCAUAAAUCUCGCAACACAAGCACUCAUCUUGAUGUACAGCAAGUCUUCACAUUAUGAUCCUGAGAAGCCGGACAUGGUUUUGAUGAACGUCGAUGGUCCACGUCAUGAUCAAGUUGGUCUAGUGCGAGCAAUCUCAGUCAAAGAGCAUUCGUCUGCAAAGCGCAAACAGCUUUUCAAGGACAUUCAGUUUCAUAAGAAGGUCAAAAUACUGCGGCAGCUGCUUCUUGACAUGCCGGUUCGUUGGUCAUCAACUUACGUGAUGCUUGAGUGUUCAGAAGAGCUACGAGAGUUUGUUGACAUAUUUGUGUAUCAGAUGGCGAGAGAGGAGAAAGAUCUUACAAAGCGACAGAAGCUCGACAAACUGCGGCUCAUGGUGGAUGAGUGGGACUGA